Monascus purpureus is the source of this 414-nucleotide messenger RNA. Lineage: Eukaryota; Fungi; Ascomycota; Eurotiomycetes; Eurotiales; Aspergillaceae. The record is from the annotation of a GenBank genome assembly.
AUGCUCCUCGAGGGGCUCAAGCUGCCUUAUGAUCUGCAUCAGCUGGAAUUCUCCGACGCCAGGCAACCAGAAUACUUGAGACUCAAUCCCAGCGGACUUCUGCCAACCAUAAGGAUCCAAAACACAGACAUAACUCUGUUGGAGACCGCCAUCAUUGUCUAUCUUAUCGACCAAUAUGACAAAGAGGACAAGCUCUUUUACCGUGAUGAGCCUGGAAAGUACCUGACCCAGCAGUGGCUGGCAUUCCAGAUAUCUGGUCAAGACCCUUACUUCGGUCAGGCGGCCUGGUUUGCCCGCUUCCAUCCUGAAAAGGUCCAAUCUGCCAUCGAUCGCUAUGCUAGCGAGAUCAUCCGGGGCCAUUGGCAUCUUGGAAGAAGGCCUGGGGUGGAACGGGACCGGUUGGCUUGUUGGUAA